UAAAAGUGAAUAAGGAUGAAUAAGUGGAUAAGGAUAGAAAGCUCCAAUACAGUGACAUGUUCGGAUCUGUCAGAGUCUAAACUACAGGGGAAACGAGGAGAUUUAGGGAUAAGGGGAUCGAGAUAAUAGAUUGUAAAAUAGAUGUUGAAUAUAUUGUUAAAAACCUAAAGAUCGAAAUUGAUAGAAUUUUUUGUUACCAAGUGAAAUAAAUUGUGAGAGGUAGUGGGGCUGCAUAUGACAAUGAUGGCCGCCACCAAUGAGGAAACGAGUGUUAUGGAGCCAUCGAGAAUAAAUCCAGGACAAAAUCAGCCUAGUGACAGACUCAAGAUGCUUUAUCCAAUGGUAAAUGAAGAGGAGACACCGUUGCCAAGGUCAUGGAGUCCAAAAGACAAAUUCAAUUACAUUGGAUUAUCGCAAAAUAAUCUUCGCGUUCAUUACAAAGGUUAUGGUAAAACACACAAAGAUGCUGCCAGUGUUCGUACAACACAUUCGAUACCGGCUGCCUGUGGACUGUAUUAUUUUGAAGUGAAAAUAGUGAGUAAGGGUCGUGACGGUUAUAUGGGAAUUGGUCUGUCAGCUCAUGGUGUCAACGUCAAUCGGCUGCCAGGCUGGGAUAAACACUCGUACGGUUAUCACGGUGAUGAUGGCCACAGUUUUUGUUCAUCUGGUACCGGGCAACCUUAUGGGCCAACAUUUACCACUGGUGAUGUUAUAGGCUGUGGCGUUAAUUUAGUUGAUAACACAGCAUUUUACACAAAGAAUGGCCAUCACUUGGGCGUCGCAUUCACAGAUUUACCCCCGAAUUUGUAUCCAACGGUGGGUCUGCAAACACCAGGUGAAGUUGUGGAUGCCAAUUUUGGUCAAACGCCCUUCGUAUUUGAUAUCGGUGACAUGAUCAACGAGUUACGAGUUCGCACGAGAUUACAAAUUAUUAAUUAUCCAACGCCAGAUCAUGGACAGGGUCAGUGGCAAGCCGUUCUUCACAAAAUGGUGUCUACAUAUCUUGUUCAUAAUGGCUAUUGCGAUACUGCCGAAGCAUUUGCCAACAGUACGGGACAAGAAUUUGAGGAAGAUUUCAACUCCAUUAAGAAUCGACAAAGAAUUUUGAAGCUCGUUCUGGCUGGUAGAAUGGGAGAAGCAAUAGAUUUAACUAGCCGAUUAUAUCCAGGACUCCUCGAACGUGAUCCAAAUUUAAUGUUUGCCCUGAAAUGUCGUCAGUUUGUCGAAAUGGUCAAUGGAAGUGAUUCUGAAGUUUACCAGAGUAAUAGUGAAAAUCAGACAAGUGUUAUACAAUCAACCAAAACGUACAUCAAAUCGUCAACAAACCGAAAUAUCGACGAGAUGAAUUUAAAUAAUACAAUUAAUGGUGCUGGUGAACCACAAUUUAUUAAUGGUCAAAUGGAGGAGGAUGUAGAUAUGGAGGAGAAUACAACGACUAACGCAAAUAGCAUUAAAAAUUCAACAAAUGGAUAUCAGAAUGGUAAUCCCAAUGCCAAUGCCAAUGGCUACCGAUGCCAAAAUGGUGAAGACAUUGACAUGGAAGUAGAUAGUGCCAAUCAAAUUCAGCAAAAUGGCAAUUCCAGUAAUCCACCAGUUUCUGUGGCGAAAUGUAUAAAGAAACAAUUGUGCGGGGGUAACAAGCAGGCAAUUGAAAAAAUGCUUGAAUUUGGACGGCAAUUAUAUUCACAAUCAAUACAUCUUAGGCAGCAGUAUGGAAAAAACGAAUCGAAUAAAAAAAUGCUCCAAGAUGCAUUCAGCUUAUUGGCUUAUUCCAAUCCAUGGAACUCGCCAGUCGGGUGGCAACUAGAUCCACAAGAAAGGGAAACUGUUUGUGCUAGACUCAAUUCAGCUAUUCUAGAGUCAACGAAUCUCCCACGACGACCACCACUAGAGGUUGCAAUAUCGCAUGCAAAAGAAUUGGUACGGUUGAUGUCAAGUGCCGGGUUGGGUGCUUGUGGUUUUGCGGUAGUCGACAAUAUUAUUCAGUAUUGACGGUGCCUGCCUCUGCCACCACGACCACCCCUGCUACCUGCUCGUGUAUGAAUAAGGAGAAUCUUCUAAUAGGUGGAAAUGGAUCGUGGAGCAGACAAUUCAUUGUUAUCCCAGCAACUUGGUGAUGUAGCGCGCGUGCCUCCAACUGGACAAAAAAAUAAAUCAUUACAAUAUUAACGAGCCCAAUACAUACAUGAUGAAAAAUUAUAAUAUUAAUAAUUAUAAUGAAAAUAAUAAUUGUAAGAUGAUUCAAAUUUUUGUCAGUGAUAUGCUCGGAAAGAUCUCACGCCCCAAAUACAGGAGAUUAUGCAUCAAUUGAAUUUUCCAAUGGAAAAAUUACGAUACGUAAGAACAAAUAUAAUUAUUGAAAAAAAAAAAACAAAAUAAAAAUGGUAAACGCUCAGGCCUGCCACCAAAAAUGAUACUCGAUGCUCCCUCGUAAUGCAAAAAAAUUCUGGAGGAAGAAAAACGUUCAAGGAUAAAGGAAAUAAAACCAAGGGUCAAUUUGGUAUUUGCAGAUUCAGACGUUAUCUGAUGCCCAUACUUAUAGAGAAGAAACUGCCCACCUGUAUUUUGUUUAAUUCGAGUUAAUCACAACCAUUCAACAAUUAUUGUUUUUCGGUCCUUAAUAAUUAAAAUGAUAAAAACUAUCUUUGGGGGAACAAGAUUCUAGAAACUUCAUUGUCGUAGUCAUCAAAUCAAACUUUAUGUUUAUAUGAUAUAAUUCAUUAUGAGAUAGCUAACAAUACAGAGAAACGAAUGAAAAAAAAAAUAAAAACACUUAAUUAAUAAGUCAUUGUUUUUUAUAUGCGAACAUAGUGUAUUAAAUUAUAUAUUAUUGAAGGGAGAAAAAUUGCAAUAAGGAUAAUAUGAUGAACAGUCGUAUGCAGCUGGGCAUAAGUGUGCGUUUAAAACAAUUUAGAAUCUUUAAAUCAUUUAGGAUUAAAAUGUAGGAUUAAUUAAAUUAUAAAAAGCAAAAAAUAAGCAUUAUUAUGUUUUGUCAUGUACCUUAGAUAGAGCUAUGAUACUGGAAUAUGAGCUAAUACAGCGGUAAUUUUAACAGGAUGAUCAUUUUUUAAAAUAUGUUUCGAUUGUGUUCACUAUCAGCUCACAAUCAUAUUAUUGGAAAUAUUGGUACAUUUGGAAAAUAGAAAAAGAAAAAAAAAAUUAACAAGUUGACUGCCUUCAUUGCGGCUGGAAUCGGAAUAUAUUGAGUCGACCAUACCCUAAUUACCAUAUAUAUCAUUUCUUUAAUCAAUUGAUUUCGUAAAUUUCUAACGUUUUUUUCCUUACUAUCAAUUAAAAAUUCCUGUUCAUCAUGUAAACAUUGUGUAUUUUUAUGAUCGAUAUGCUUUAAGUUUCCUACUUUCACCAUCCGAUUUUACAUAAUUGUUUGUUUUCGCGGCUUUUAUGUCAUGAGUUUGAAGAUAUAGGAAAAUAUAUGUAUAAUAUAA
Molecule: messenger RNA, 3446 nt
Organism: Fopius arisanus
Lineage: Eukaryota; Metazoa; Arthropoda; Insecta; Hymenoptera; Braconidae
Gene: RanBPM
Product: Ran-binding protein M
Exons: 8
Coding region: 235-1992 (585 amino acids)
Biological process (GO): proteasome-mediated ubiquitin-dependent protein catabolic process
Cellular component (GO): nucleus; cytoplasm
Molecular function (GO): protein binding
Source: RefSeq, a predicted model, not a curated record